Molecule: messenger RNA, 1034 nt
Organism: Acanthoscelides obtectus
Lineage: Eukaryota; Metazoa; Arthropoda; Insecta; Coleoptera; Chrysomelidae
Source: the annotation of a GenBank genome assembly
AGACUUACGAAAUAUGGGAAUACGAUACAAUUCAGCUCAGUAAAGACCAAGAGGGGUUAUUUAGCGGAAUGAUGAACAAGUUUCUACAAAUAAAACAACAAGCUUCAGGAUGGCCCAAACAUUGCUUAACGGAUGAAGAAAAAAACCGUUAUAUUGAUGCAUUUUUGGAUAGAGAAGACAUAAAGCUGGAAUUUUCAAAAAUUAUAGAGAACCCCUGUUUGAGAUCGUUAGCUAAACUUAUGCUGAAUUCCUUUUGGGGUAAAUUUGCUCAAAAAGAAAACCAAAACAAAACCUCAAUAGUCAGAGACUGUGGUGAAUUCUUUGAUAUGCUGACUAAUCCUUCUAUUCAUGUAAAUACAGUUCUCCCGGUAAACGAAGAAACCCUUCUCAUAACUUGGGAAUUUAGAGAAGAGGCCUAUGACGUUUCUUCAACGGUUAACGUUGUAUUGGCUUCAUAUGUCACGGCCCUAGCUAGACUAAAAUUAUAUUCAUUCUUGGAGAAAGUGGAAGAAAGGGCAGUUUACGUAGAUACAGAUUCAUGUAUUUAUAUCUCUCGUAAGGGAUUAGACGACAUAUCUACAGGCGACUUCAUAGGUGAUAUGACCGAUGAGCUCAAUGGGGGUUUCAUAUCAGAGUUUGUUUCUGGAGGACCUAAGAACUACGCCUACAAAUAUACUACUUUGUCUGGAGAGGAACAGAUCGUAUGUAAAGUUACAAUACUCUUCCAAUGCUUGCAUCACAUGCACGGCGCAAGGCAUCCCCAGCAAAUAUCGAGUCACGACACUCCGCGUAACACCUCUUCCGUGUUUCAAGUCAGUCCCAAAAAACCUAUUCAAUGUCUGGUCGAUUGUCAUGUCACUCCAGAUUCCGGACCAAGCCUUAUCCGACCUGUGGAUAGUGAAAUAACCCUGCGUGGCAAACUGGUGAAACUCUUGAGGAUCCAUCCAUCCAUCCCGCGGCAUGAAACAAUGGCAACAUUCUUCGAACGCAAUCAAGAUGAAGGUCCCAGUUUCCAAGACGUUCUGCUUCAAUAA